CGGUCGCCUCGGUGGUAGAAGUGGAAAAAGGAGAAAGUCAGAGGGAGCGAGAUAAAAGAGGGGAAAAGGGUCGAAGCCACUCCUCGCCAAAUCUUCUUCUCGUCGGUCCCCUUUCCCUCUCCGUCUCUCUUCCUUCCUAUCUGUGACCGCACCGACGCCGUUUUUCCGGCGAUCUACUCCUCCGUCGACAUCGGUCGAUUCCGAUCGAGAGUGAAGGAAUUACUCGGCUUCGUCAAAUCUGACCGCCGGUUUGCCGAUCUGCAGAGAAAGGCACCCUCCUCCUUCUCUGCAAUGUCAACCCGAUCUCCUUUCUCCCCAUUCCUUCUCCUCUUCUUCUCUUUCCUCCUCACAUCGCAUGCGGAGAUCCGGUAUAAGGAGGUCAGAUCUGACUCCAGGUCCAUCAUCCCCUUCGACGAGUUCGGCUUCACCCACACGAGCCGCCUGGAACUGAACCUCACGGGCGUCGCCGUCAGCGAACCCGAUGCCGACCUCACGCAGUUGGGCUUCUUCCUCUGCACCCGUGACUCUUGGAUGCACGUCCUUCAGCAGCUUCAGGAGGGGGACAUCCACUGUGCCCUCGAGUCCAACCUCAUCAAGCUCGUCGCCCGACUAUCCAGCUUCAAGGGGGCCUCUUUCUUCAACACCCCCUACGACGUCAACGACGCGAACCAGUUCGCCCUCGUCUUCGCCAACUGCCUCGCCCCCCAGGUCAGUGUCUCUAUGAACGUCCACUCCGCCAUGUACAACCUCGAGGGCAAGAACCCACAGCACCGCGACUACCUCUCCGCCGGCUCCGCCGUCCUCCCUAGGGUUUACUUCUUCUUGUUCCUCGUCUACACCGCUCUUGCCUGUCUCUGGGUCGUCGUCCUCUACAGGAAACGGCUCACCGCCUUCCGGAUCCACUACUUCAUGCUUGCCCUGGUCUUGCUCAAAGCCCUCAACCUGAUCUGUGAGGCGGAGGACAAGUCAUACAUCAAGCGGACGGGAACUGCCCAUGGCUGGGACGUCCUCUUCUACAUCUUCAGCUUCCUCAAGGGGAUUACCCUCUUCACCCUCAUCGUCCUCAUCGGCACUGGCUGGUCCUUCCUCAAACCCUACCUUCAGGACAGGGAGAAGAAGGUCCUGAUGAUCGUGAUCCCUCUCCAAGUCGUUGCCAACAUAGCACAAGUCGUCCUCGAUGAGACCGGGCCGUUCACACAGGACUGGAUCACAUGGAAGCAGGUUUUCCUGCUCGUCGAUGUCAUCUGCUGCUGUGCCGUGCUGUUCCCCAUUGUCUGGUCUAUCAAGAACCUCCGGGAGGCUGCCCGCACCGACGGCAAGGCCGCUGUGAACCUCAUGAAACUUACGCUCUUCCGUCAGUACUACAUCGUGGUCAUCUGCUACAUCUACUUCACCAGGGUCGUCGUAUACGCACUGAUGACCAUCACCUCGUAUAAAUACUCGUGGACCAGCGUCAUCGCCUCCGAGUUCGCGACGCUAGCCUUCUACGUCUUCACGGGGUACAAGUUCCGGCCGGAGGCACACAACCCAUAUUUUGUGAUUGAUGAUGAGGAAGAAGAGGCGGCUGCAGAGGCAUUGAAGCUUGAAGACGAGUUCGAAUUGUGAGUUGACUCAUGCAGGUUGUUACAGUUGCAAAGCUCCUUUCUUUCCUUGGGCGGUGUUGGCAAUCAAAUUGUUGCGAUUUGGGUAUGUGGCAAGGGGCCAACUAUGGGAAUCUUAGGUUCCUUCAUUUGUUUAGCAUGUGAGAUGCGAGGAAUAGGGAAGGAUAAAGAUAGCGUUUUGUUUCAAUGUGGUAUGGUGUUGUUACUACAAUGGUUUCCUUUGUCAUGGAAAAUAUAUUCUCAUUGCUACUUUUGCAUGUACUGAUUUUAUUUUCGGUAUAUAAUUAUUGGUCGCUGUAACUUGAAUUGGGACGGUUGGAGAUUGGGUUGAAAUGCUAUCCAGUUUGGAGGGUUUUAGUUGUUUGUA
Nymphaea colorata (pocket water lily) is the source of this 1968-nucleotide messenger RNA. RefSeq names its product protein CANDIDATE G-PROTEIN COUPLED RECEPTOR 7. The transcript has a single exon. The record is from RefSeq and is a predicted model, not a curated record. Gene Ontology annotation, cellular component: membrane; Golgi apparatus. NCBI's taxonomy places the organism in Eukaryota, Viridiplantae, Streptophyta, Magnoliopsida, Nymphaeales, Nymphaeaceae. The coding region runs from base 292 to 1605 and encodes 437 amino acids. Gene Ontology annotation, biological process: transport.